Cantharellus anzutake is the source of this 972-nucleotide messenger RNA. RefSeq lists its product as uncharacterized. Gene Ontology annotation, molecular function: antiporter activity. Gene Ontology annotation, cellular component: Golgi apparatus. Gene Ontology annotation, biological process: protein O-linked glycosylation via fucose; GDP-fucose import into Golgi lumen. The transcript has 4 exons. The coding region runs from base 1 to 972 and encodes 323 amino acids. The record is from RefSeq and is a predicted model, not a curated record. Lineage: Eukaryota; Fungi; Basidiomycota; Agaricomycetes; Cantharellales; Hydnaceae.
AUGGUGUUCGUGAACAAAGUAGUUCUGAACUCCACCCCGAACUUACCAUUUUCUCUCCUCCUCGUGCAAACUUUCAUUUGCAUCGCACUGUUGCACGUUUGUAAAUGGAUAACGCAAACCCCCGGUUUUUCCUCCUAUCUCCCCUUUCACGCUGAGCUCCCUGAGAUUGAUCUACGAGGUUUCUACACUCUCGCUCCAGUUUCGCUUAUUGGUAUCGCCGGAAUAAUAUUCAACACUCUUUGCCUGAAAGAUGUCGACGCCUCUUUCUUCCAAAUCGCUCGUGGCCUUAUCCUCCCCCUCACCGUCGUCGUCUCGGCCAUCGCAACCCGUACCAUGCCCCGAUAUAAAGUCCUACGAGCUGCCUUUGUCGUCACUGGUGGCUUCUUCAUCGGAGCAACACCAAGCUCAUACUUUUCCCGUCACACAACUGCGCUCGAUGUCACGGCCCGCUCACUCGUUUAUGGCAUCCUUUCCUCACUCAUGACUGCGUUGCAUGCCGUCAUGGUCAAAUCCGCACAGCAGUAUAUGGGUGGAAACAAUGUCAUUGGAAUGGCAUAUUGGACAAACUUGAUAGCGAUCUGUGCACUUCCGCCCUUUGUGAUAUUGAACGAGGAGGUCGGAGCCGUACUGGCGCUGAAUGGUGAAGAGAUGAAAGUGUUCGUGAUUGGGUGUGCUGUCACCGGCUUUUUCGGGUUCUUGUUGUGUAUGGCAGGGUUGUUGAGCAUCAAAGUGACCAGCCCUGUCACUCACAUGUUCUCGAGCGCCGCAAGGAGCGUCAUCCAAAGCGUGUUGGGCGUUGUUAUUUUCGGUGAUGUGAUAACACCGAAUCGAGCUAGUUCUAUAUUCGUCAUCACGGCAGGCACGGUUUAUUAUACAUGGCUCAAAUCGAGCACACCUCCUCCCCCUCCCCCUCCACCUUCGACGGACCACGAUGUUGAGAAAGGAACCGACGAAGGGGCUCAAAAGAUCUAA